GGGAAAAGACGAGAACAGCUAGCUAGAGCCAGACAGAUCGCACACGAUCUUUUAAUCCGAAAACUCUCUUUGACCGCUCCCCCAAACGCUGCCUUAAGUCCAUUCACCCACCGGAAUCUCUUAAAACCGCUCCGAUGAACCCGGUUCUUCCAUCCUCCGAUCCACCUCUUCCCUCUUCUUCUUCGAUUGCCUCUCGCUGGAGCGUCUGAAUCUGAUAUUUUCUAGGGUUUUUUCUGGUGCCAAGAUGGUGGGGCCUGAGAACCUGGAUGGUUCUUCGCCGCCACCGCCGCUGCUGUCACAGCCGGUAAUCACGAAGAAGUACGGUGUCACGAAGCCGAUAUCUCUUGCCGGUCCGUCGGAGGCGGAUUUUCAACGGAAUGCGGAAUUGGAGAAGUUCUUGACUGAUUCGGGGCAUUAUGAGAGCAAUGAUGACGCUGCGAGGAGAGGAGACGUGCUUGGGCGUAUUGAUGAGGUUGUGAAAUGUUGGGUGAAGCAAUUAACUCGCCAGAGAGGUUACACAGACCAAAUGGUUGAAGAUGCAAAUGCUGUUAUUCUUACUUUUGGGUCAUAUCGUCUGGGGGUUCAUGGGCCUGGGGCUGACAUGGAUACCUUAUGUAUUGGACCAUCUUAUGUGAAUCGAGAGGAAGAUUUCUUUAUUAUAUUGCAUAAUAUGCUGGCUGAAAUGGAAGAAGUUUCUGAGCUCCAACCAGUUCCUGAUGCUCAUGUCCCUGUAAUGAAGUUCAAGUUUCAGGGAAUAUCAAUUGAUCUCCUUUAUGCAAGUAUUUCGCUACUAGUUGUGCCAGAAGACUUAGACAUCUCAGAUCGCUCUGUGCUGUACAAUGUUGAUGAGCAAACUGUUCGAAGUCUUAAUGGAUGUAGGGUUGCAGAUCAAAUUCUAAAGCUCGUUCCAAAUAUUGAGCACUUCCGCACGACGCUCAGAUGUUUGAAGUUUUGGGCUAAAAGGCGCGGUGUUUACUCAAAUGUUACUGGAUUUCUUGGUGGUGUAAAUUGGGCUCUUUUAGUUGCUCGGGUCUGCCAGCUUUAUCCCAAUGCAAUUCCCAGUAUGUUGGUCUCCCGGUUCUUCAGAGUUUAUACACAGUGGCGUUGGCCAAACCCCGUGAUGCUAUGUUCAAUAGAAGAGAAUGAACUAGGUUUUCCUGUAUGGGAUCCUCGAAAAAACCCUCGGGAUAGAACCCAUCAUAUGCCAAUUAUAACCCCUGCAUACCCCUGCAUGAAUUCUAGCUACAAUGUAUCUACAAGUACCCUUCGGGUUAUGAUGGACCAAUUCCAUCAUGGUAACAGGAUCUGUGAGGAGAUUGAGCUAAACAAAGCCCAGUGGUGUGCUCUGUUUGAUCCUUACCUGUUUUUUGAGGCGUACAAAAACUAUUUGCAGAUUGACAUAAUUGCUGCAGAUGCUGAUGAUUUGCUAACUUGGAGAGGCUGGGUAGAAUCUCGGCUUAGGCAACUUACUCUGAAGAUAGAACGGGACACAUAUGGAAUGUUGCAGUGCCAUCCUUAUCCAAAUGAAUAUGUAGAUACUUCCAAACCAUGUCCGCAUUGUGCAUUUUUCAUGGGCUUGCAAAGGAAACAAGGGGUAAAAGUUCAAGAAGGCCAGCAAUUUGAUAUUCGCGGAACAGUUGAUGAGUUUAAGCAAGAGAUAAAUAUGUACAUGUUUUGGAAACCGGGGAUGGAUAUUUAUGUUUCCCAUGUUCGUCGGAAGCAGAUUCCUGCUUACGUUUUUCCUGAUGGGCAUAAACGGUCAAGGCCAUCAAGGCACACCAAUCAGCAUAGUGAAAAAACUUUUGAAGAAGAUGCUGAAGGCUGCAAGUCUCGUUCUGCUGAAAAGCAUCUCAAGAGAAAAAAAGAUUCUGAGACUGUGGAUGCGAGGGCAGAUAGACCAGAAAAACAAGCUUCUAUUAGUCCGCAAAGGCAGGGAUCUGUUUCUCCAGAAAGUUGUGCCAGUAGGUCUGGUGGAACAUCUCAGGCCAGCUGCUCUGGGGAGAUCAAAUUAGACACCUUGGUUGCUGGCGAUGUAGAUAGUAAUUCCAAAGAUAGGUCAUAUAGUGGGUUGCCAGAGAUUGGAACAUCCAUUGAUUGUGCAACUGCAGGUGGAACUGAUGAUCAGGAACCUAGAAAUAAUAAGAGACCUUUAGAUCGUUGUAGUUCACUUGGAGUGUGGAAUGAAGUAAAGCCAAAUGAACCCAUGGCCAAACCCCUUACUAGUGUGGAAGUAACUAAUGUCAGGAUGGGAGAAUGUCAGAUCUGCUUAGAAGGACACAAAGGGGGCAAUCCUCCGCUGACAGAUGCCGGCUAUCUUGAAACUGGAUGUACUGCAAGAGUGCUGAGUCAGAAAGAGGGUAUCAUUGAUAGUGGGGGAGACCUAGGGAAACCAAGCAACCACUGUGGAAAGGCAGAAAACAUGAAGAAUGCAUCGGGUCCAAAUUUCAGCAUUCAGAACCUCAGUUGCGAGGGUAAUGUAUGUGCAGCAGGUCUAGAUUCGACAUUGGAAAAAGGGUGUUUAAAUGGGAGCACUGUGUUAGAAAACAACUCGGCAGAAACAUUAGAGAAUGCUGCUAGUUCUGAAUCAGUGCAGAAGCCGGUGAUGAGGCAUGUGUUUGAAACCCUUAGUUUUUCAUUGUGAUUCAUGUUAUCUUUAUACUGUCCCCCGUUUGGUUGUUUCUGUGCUUUUCUCCUAGCAGGUUGAGCCUGGAAUCAACAGCAUAAAUUCGAGUCCAUCUUUCAAGAAAUCAUCGCUGUCAAGGAGAGGAGAGGAGAGUAUAGAAGAGGAAGGUCACCCUGGGUGGCUAGGCUUUUGCCAUGCUUUGAUGUAUACAAAACUAUACACUUUGGAUCGGAAGCAGGGGUGAGGCUGUACAGAGGACUGUGCAUAGUGUGGCCGCGUAGGUGCGGUUCGUGCUGUUCUCUGCUGUGCCAUUGAAGCUCAGUGCUUCUAUCACCCGAAACAUCCCCCCCCCUCUCCCCCCCCUCCUCAAAAAAAAAAAAAAGAAAGAGCGAGAGAGGAAAGAAAAAAAAGAAAAGAAAAAAAAGAGAGAAGGAAAAUGCUUUGAGCUUUGAAGUAAACUAUUGGGACAGAACUUGAAGCUGUCAAGCCUAUCUCAGUUGAGCAGCUUUGGUACUUGUUGGUUUGUAUGGAAACUCUUUCUAUCUUUGUGGGUUGUAUCUUAAGGAAUGGGAUUAUGGACGACCUAACUAGAGCACCUUGUUGAGCAAGGGUGAGUUGUGUGGUUAACAUUUUGUAAGGAUUCCUCCAUUUCUCUGUUAGGCUCUGUGCCUUCUCUUAACGUGUGGCUUGUGUACCUAAUAA
Molecule: messenger RNA, 3325 nt
Organism: Diospyros lotus (date-plum)
Lineage: Eukaryota; Viridiplantae; Streptophyta; Magnoliopsida; Ericales; Ebenaceae
Product: nuclear poly(A) polymerase 4
Exons: 13
Coding region: 245-2641 (798 amino acids)
Cellular component (GO): nucleus
Molecular function (GO): RNA binding; poly(A) RNA polymerase activity
Source: RefSeq, a predicted model, not a curated record